Molecule: messenger RNA, 351 nt
Organism: Triticum aestivum (bread wheat)
Lineage: Eukaryota; Viridiplantae; Streptophyta; Magnoliopsida; Poales; Poaceae
Product: tau-cadinol synthase-like
Exons: 2
Coding region: 1-351 (116 amino acids)
Molecular function (GO): magnesium ion binding; terpene synthase activity
Source: RefSeq, a predicted model, not a curated record
AUGGGUAUGUGUGUUGGGUUGCUAGUUGGUAUGGGUGAUACCGCAACCAAGGCGGCACUGGAAUGGGCCCUUGGUUGCACUGAUGCGGUCAGGGCUUGUGCAGAGGUGACGCGCUCCAUGAAUGAUCUUGCUUCAUUUAAGCAUGGAAAGAACAAAAAUGAUGUGGCAAGCUCCGUGGAAUGUUACAUCAGUGAGCACGGCGUGGCAAGUGAGGAUGCCAUUGCCAAGACAGGGUCUCUGAUCGAAGAUGCAUGGAAGACUACGAACCAAGCACGCUUUGAGCUCCCUGAGCUGCUGCUUCCGGCGGUGCAGCGGGUCGCAAAUAUAACGAUCAACAUACCUUUCAUGUAA